AUGGUGAAGAGUUGCUGUGCAGUUGGUUGCGCUAACCGUUUCGCGAAAGGCGGUGGAAAGAGCUUUUAUAAGUUCCCAACUAAUCAGCUCAGGAGAGCAAAGUGGAUUGCUGCGCUGAAGCGCAAGAACUGGCAGCCCAACGCUUCCAGCUGGGUGUGCUCGGAUCACUUUGUAAGGUUCAAGAAGAGCGACGAUCCACUAUCCCCUGAUUUUGUCCCGUCUGUUUUUUCAGACGUGGGUCGAGUAAAUGGUGAGAAAGCUUACGUAAAAUUUGAUCGCCACAAGGCCCGACGGCAUGCAGCUUCAAAGCCAACAGCUCAGCCUGAAGAUACCUGCCAUGGCAAUCAUGAGCCCGUGCUGACUGGAGAAAGUGACUGUAAUGCUGACAAGGAAAUCGAAGAGGAGAGUGCGCCGAGAGAUUCAUGUUCGUCAGACUCUGUUGAGCCAGCGUCCCCAGCUCAGCCAGAGCUCACUGAAGCCAGCAGCCAUGUCGACAAUAGUGCUGAACAAGAAAAUGACGAUCUGCGACGGCGGCUAGCCUUGCUUCAGGCGACAGUGGCACAGCUGGAAGAGGACAAAUGCCAGCUGAAUGGUCAGUUGCAGGAACAGAAAUCUGCUAUUUCUGCUCUCACCGUCAAAGUACAGCACCUGGAAGCCACUGUGAAACAUCAAAAAUCAGAGGCGGCAAUGUCUUCCAUCAUAUCAGGAUUCAAGUCCAAUGAUGACAUGAUGAGAUAUGAAACUGGCCUCCCAUCUUUUGCUGUGCUGGAGAAAGUGUUCGCAUUUGCUGGCAAGGACAUCCCCGACCACCACCGAGCGGCACUUCCGUCCUUUGCGCAGUUUAUUAUUGUCCUGAUGAAGCUGCGCCUCAACUUGCACGAUCAAGAUCUAGCACAUCGCUUCGGCAUUAGCCAGUCUACCGUCUCAAAGUACUUCCACAAAUGGAUCCACGUCCUUUAUGACAGGCUGCAGCCGUUGAUCAUCUGGCCAGAGCGCUCCGAACUGUACCGCACGAUGCCAUUGGAGUUUCGCGGACAGUUUGGGAAGUGCAUUUGCAUUAUUGAUUGUUUUGAAGUGUUUUGCGAAAGGCCACAUGGUCUGAUGGCCAGGGCUCAAACCUUCUCUAAUUACAAACACCACAACACGGUUAAAUUUCUUAUUGGUAUCACCCCGCAAGGCACUAUUUCCUUCAUCUCCAAAGGAUGGGGUGGCCGGACAUCGGAUAAGUACAUCACGGAGCAUUGCGGGCUGUUGGACAAGCUAUUGCCGGGUGAUCAGCUAAUGGCAGACCGGGGAUUCACGGUCAGUGAUGCCGUUGGCCUGCACUGCGCUGAGCUGGUCAUACCUCCGUUCACAAGAGGCAAGAAGCAACUGUCGAGAAUCAGCAUUGAGAAGGCCAGGAAGCUGUCUCGGCUACGAAUCCAUGUGGAACGUGUUAUCGGCAACUUGCGGCAGAAGUACACUAUUCUGCAGUCAACCCUGCCAGUGAACAUGCUGAUGAGUGAUGCCUCAACAGGAGUGUGCACCAUCGACAAGAUUGUCCUGGUGUGCUCUGCGCUGUGCAACUGCUGCGACUCAGUGGUGCCUUUCCAGUAGAAGUAUUAACUUGUUUUUUUCCUUUUUUUGUCCCGUAUUGUGGAACGUGUGGCACGUUGUUGCUGCAUAGAUUACCUGGACAGGAGUGCAAUGCAAAUUAUGUUACUUGUAUUUUACCACUCCCUCGAAGAACGGCUUUUGUCCCUGUGUCUAGUUAUCACCAAUGUGUAAAUCUCAAUCAAUCACACUCCAUUACACACACACACACACACGCACACACACACACACACACACACACACACACACACACACACACACACACACACACACACACACACACACAUACACACACACGUCAUGUUUCAAAAAGCACAACUUGAAAUCAUCAUAUGAUUUCAUCUUUUUCGCUUGCCUGCACAUAAUAAUAACAAGCCCCCCUGUGGUCAUAUUGACUCCAGUUCAAAUUUCUGACACGGUGGAAUGUAUGAUCCUGCAGCCAUGCAUGAGCAUGGCUGUUGAUUUCUAUGUACAUGUAUGGUGCAAUCAUUUGUGUGAGAAGUGAGAGUUUUGGUGGGUUGGGCAUAGCUCCUAGUUACAUAAUUGCAUCAGGAUACAUGCAUGUAUGCACACACACACAUAUACACUACUACUGCUACUAUGUACAGCUGCCCUAUCGGGCCACGCCGCUAUCAUAAGCGGGAGACAACAACUAAAAGAGAGAAGAGAGGAAAGAAAG
This is a messenger RNA of Sycon ciliatum, 2272 nucleotides long. RefSeq lists its product as uncharacterized. NCBI's taxonomy places the organism in Eukaryota, Metazoa, Porifera, Calcarea, Leucosolenida, Sycettidae. The record is from RefSeq and is a predicted model, not a curated record. The transcript has a single exon. Bases 1 to 1596 code for a protein of 531 amino acids.